AACCUAAUCUCAGCAUCAGCAUGUGACUUAUAAGUCUUUUAAAUUUUUAAUUGUCGUUUCUUGAUACUUAAUGCUAGUUUAUCCAUGAUCAUUUGUUAAUAAUCAUAUUGUCGUAUUUCUUUAUUUCCCUGUCGUUUUUGUAAUAUGUUCUCUUUGUCGUUUAUUUCUUCUACCAUGCUUUGUUUGUUGUCGUAUUUUAGUUACAAAAGGAUAUCGUAGACACGCCAAAGCACUUUCCACGCCUCACGCCGCCACGUGUACUUCGGCAGUACCUCUCACUAGUCACACGUGUCAACCAAUAUCCAUGCAAUGUCCUCGCUCUUGACACAUGCCAUCGCUCUAGAAAACCCCAUGCCAUCCACGUAUACCUAACCACACAGCACCAAAACCCUCCCACGACCAAAACGACAAAAUAAAAUGGAGACUGAACAAGAUUCUAAAUAAAUCUUUAAAACGACAAAAAAAAAAAAAAAUUGUGAAGAACGAAAAAUGGAGACUGAACAAGAUUCUCCACCGCCAUGGGAGGUCCUCAAUCUAAUCUCCCAAUACCUUGACCCAAAAGCCCUAGCUUUGGCUUCCUGCGUCUGCAACUCGUGGUCGGCUUUCAUGUCUUCCAACAACCUCUGGGAGCCCAUCUGUCAAGCCCACUUCUCUUCCAUGUCAAACCUCCACAACCUAACCGCCGUACCCUACAGACGCCUCUACUCCAUCGCAAGCGCAGCCGCCAUCCGCCGUCAACUACCGUCGAAGCCUCGUCUAUCGCUCGACGACCUCGUCUUCACCGUCAACGUCUCCACCAAGAGGAAGAAAUCUUCUGGAAAUAAUAAUGCCGACGUCUUCGCCGCCGUAUCGAAGCCAAUCCGAGACCUCGCCGCCGACGGGGUGUUCAAAUUCGCCGUGGAAGUAGCCAACGAAGAAAAGUCGGCAGUUUUGGCGGCUGCGGCGUCUGAAGUGGUUGAGGCGGUGGAGGUGGUUUGGAACGUGGUUCUGGAGGGGUGGAGUGGGGUUUUUACGAUGAUGGAUUGCGAGGGGAAGAUGGGACUCUCGGCCGGUUGCGAGGGGUGGUUCUCGGCGGAGCUGCCUACGCCGGCGUGUUUUUCCGGGAUUGUUGGGAGUGGAAUAGUGGCGGAUUUGAAGAUAGGGUUUGGGGGAGGCGGUAGAGUUGAGAAAGUGAGCGUUGGGAUGCUGAAUGUGGUGAAUUGGAGGUAUGUGAGCGUUGAAGAUGGUCUUAGAUACUUGGACCAUUUUCUUCUGCCUCUUUGAUACGAUCUUCUUGUGUAUACGUAGCUAGUUUGAGUCAAAGGUUUGACUUACUUUUUGUGAAGUAGUAUAGAUAUGAAAUUAACAUAAAUAAGUAUUUUAUGUGUGUGUGUGUUUUUUUUGUCAAAACAGAAUGUAAUUUUGCUAUUGUGAAAUAUGGACUUAUUUUAAUUAUAUAA
Humulus lupulus (European hop) is the source of this 1439-nucleotide messenger RNA. Its product is annotated as probable F-box protein At5g04010. Gene Ontology annotation, biological process: gibberellic acid mediated signaling pathway; SCF-dependent proteasomal ubiquitin-dependent protein catabolic process. Gene Ontology annotation, molecular function: protein binding. NCBI's taxonomy places the organism in Eukaryota, Viridiplantae, Streptophyta, Magnoliopsida, Rosales, Cannabaceae. The record is from RefSeq and is a predicted model, not a curated record. Gene Ontology annotation, cellular component: SCF ubiquitin ligase complex. The transcript has a single exon. The coding region runs from base 490 to 1263 and encodes 257 amino acids.